AUGACCAUCUUCACUGUUUUGCCAAGCAGCACGGCUUCUGCUUCGAAUAGAAGGUUGUUGCCCAGAGCAGACUCCACCACAAAAUCUUCAUCCUCAUCCUCGUCCAGAUCUUCAUCGUCUACUUCUUCCUCAAGCAAUCGGAAGCCUGCUGAUGCUAACCAGUCAACGGCAGUAAUAGUGGCCGUUGUAGUACCAGUGGUAGUGGUUGGAGUUAUUCUCGCGUUUGUUCUUUGGAAAGUAUGGCAAAGAGGUAAAAAAGAGGCUCGUGAAGAUGACGAUCCAGACUUUGAUGGCGAUGGUCUCGAUCUACCGUCAAUAGAUCAUACCUAUCAAAUGAGGGAACGAAGCAUGCCUGGAACCACUUCAGACAGCAAUUUCGAUGAUCUCGAGUCGAAGGGCCAAAGUCAUGUCAUGACAUCCUACCAAAAUCCACUUGGUCACAAGAACUUUCCAUUGGAUCCAUUUCAUUUGCCUAACGGCGAUGACACCGAAGAACUUAGAUCUUUUGCGCGCUCUAUUCAAAACCGUGAGCUCGACGGAUAUAGGCUGGCAUCUCAAAAUCCAAGCGAAAUAUCUCUUUCUCGCCCAAAUAGUGAGUUUCAGAAACCGCAAGUUUUAGCUCGGAAUCAGAGGGCCAACUCUUUUACUAGCAGUAACAUGCAUUCAGUUGAGUCGGUUCCUAAUUGGGCUAAUAACGAGGAAGAUCAGUCCAUUUCUGAUUACAAAUAUAAAGGAGAUCAAACCACACAAAUAAGCCAGGAUAUCGGGGAUAGCACAUCGGAAAUUGAAAGCAGUCCGAUCAAGCAUGCUCACACAGAAGUCCAACAAGGCUUUGUUACGAAUAGCGUGGGUUUGGACCCCGAGAAGAGUGCUAGGGACAGUAGAUCAUUCAGUAUUGAUGCAGAAAAUUUUGCGGACCCCAUUCACGAUGUAUCUAGCCGAGAAGUAGACACAAACAUCCAGCAGGACGAAAAUGAUGAGUACUUGACCAGUAAAGAAGAAGAAAACAUUAAAAGAAUGAAAAGCAUUUAUGAGGUCUACCUGGAUAGGAAUGGUACUGUUAGAACACUCAAGCCCUCUUCGAACGGAGAAGCAGGUGAGACCGAACCUAUCUCAGGAGGAUUUGCUGCCUCGGAGUCUCUUCCAGCGGAGGCUGUAUCUAAAAUAAACCAUGCUGCAGGAACACAAAAAGCUCUAGAGUCACAGUUUAACGCCAGCGGAACUUUUCCAUUUGAAGAGCAAGUAGGAUUGCAGGUUCCCGACCAAGAAAAGCAGAAAGGUUCUGGCAGGAGAGCAGUCUCAUCAAUUUAUUCCGAGAUGCCAACUUACCCACCCCAGUCUGCGCAGCCUGAGUACAAUCAGGAGGAACAACCAAUUCAGGAAAAUUCCCAGUUGCAGUAUCAGCCACAGUAUCAACCUCAGUAUCCAACUCAGUACCAACAUCAGUAUCCAGCGCAAUACUACAAUGAUCCGAACACGCCUCAGGCCUACGCCAACGAAGCGUAUGCACCUCAACAAUAUUAUCAUCCUCAAGCGCUGGAGAACAUCGAAGAGCUGCCCAAUCCAUCAAAUCUCCCAUUCUCUGCAUCUACAUCAUCACUGACCUCAUACAAGAAGGUCGGAAAAUCAUUGUUUCCUGGUGGAAUGUCGACUUACAACGGUACUUCUCUCAAUCCCAUUGACCAUCCAGAGUUGUUUUACAAUCAAAUGUCGGGAGCCAAUGAUUCUCAAUCUGGAAUCGGUCAAGAGACUACUGGUCACAAUCAAAUUUUACCACAUCAUCUAAGACAAAGUAUAGUGAUGACCAACCCAGCAGACUUAACAUUUGCAAAAUUACACAAGCCUGCUGGUUCAUUUAGGAACAUUAGCGCCGCAAACUCCAGGAACAAUAGUAUGACUUCACAGCACAGCAUCCAGCAGUAUCAGUCGCAACUAGCUCAUCAAAGGGUGAGUGGCAUACUCGAUGAUCAUGAAGUCAUGCACCCUCCCAAAAUGGGUGGCAUUUUGCCUCAUAAUGGAUCACAUGAUGAUUUGAGGAGGCAACUGGGCUCUUCGGACAACUACAAUGUGUCAUAA
This is a messenger RNA of Lachancea nothofagi CBS 11611, 2076 nucleotides long. NCBI's taxonomy places the organism in Eukaryota, Fungi, Ascomycota, Saccharomycetes, Saccharomycetales, Saccharomycetaceae. The record is from the annotation of a GenBank genome assembly.